GCUGUAUUACUUGUCAGCAAGGAAGGGGGGAAAAGGGAUACUCCAGAGCAAGGUGCAAGCGUGGAACUGUGGCAUGCACCCUUCUCGCUAACACAGUCGUGCUUCUCCAGUUAGCUCCCUGACCGUCUCAAGGUAAACAAUUUCCCUUUUUUUCUUAUUUGAGAUGCAAUGCAACAGAUGUGCUUUUAGGAAAACACAGUGUUUCUCAUGAUUAAUCAACAGCAAUUUUUCAGGAAAAGGAUAAAAUGACUUCAAGGUAAAUUGCACCUGGGACCAAAAUUUGAGAUCAGGACAUGCCAGGAAAUGCAAACCAGAGAUAUGGGAAAGGAUUGACACCACUUAGAUGGAAAAUGAACGCUUAUCGUUGAGAGCUUUCUGUCUGAAACUGCCUGACACUAAACUUGUGGGGAUCAGUUUUUUGCUCUAGCCUAUGAAAAAGACCAGCUGCUGUUGAUUUAGGACAGAAUGGUCAUCAGUCACAGGAUACACUGAAGAGUAUUUGGCAUUGCUCUCAGUUCUCAAUCAUUUUUCUUUUCAGAAAGUUUGGAAGCAAAGAUGUGCAACCUAAAGCUGUCAGUUUUCUUCAUUGUACUUUCUGUCACACUGAGCUGUUUGGAAGCUACAUCUAUUGAGAAAUUAUUAUCUGUGACUGACGAUCUAUCUGAUGGGACUUCCAAGAGGCAAGAAUGGAUAUUGCCCGUAAUGCCACAGAACACACUCUCAGGACUUAGUGAGGAAAUGCCAGAACAGCUAGCAGCAAAGACAAAAAGUAGUCACCAGCUGGAGAAACGGAAGUGCAACACUGCUACAUGUGUGACACAACGCUUGGCUGACUUCUUAGUUCGUUCCAGCAGCAACAUCGGUGCAAUUUAUUCACCUACUAAUGUGGGGUCCAAUACAUAUGGAAAGAGGGACACAGCCGGGCUUCUAAGCAGAAAAUCCCAAAACAAUACAAGGUUUUAGGGUGUUUUAAUGACUAUCAAUACAGUUUUCAUUAGGAGCUCAGUUUCUAAUGUAUCAAUAACCUUUUGGUCAUUUAUUACUUGUACAGUCUUAACAGUGCCUUGUUUUCUUUGUGUACGUGUAUGUAAUUUAUGCAUGUAUAACAUCAUGCAUAGGCUAUUGUUUCAAAUCCUUUAAGAACUCCAGAAAUCUGCUUG
Molecule: messenger RNA, 1160 nt
Organism: Numida meleagris (helmeted guineafowl)
Lineage: Eukaryota; Metazoa; Chordata; Aves; Galliformes; Numididae
Gene: IAPP
Product: islet amyloid polypeptide
Exons: 3
Coding region: 556-963 (135 amino acids)
Cellular component (GO): extracellular region
Molecular function (GO): hormone activity
Source: RefSeq, a predicted model, not a curated record